Balaenoptera acutorostrata (minke whale) is the source of this 441-nucleotide messenger RNA. RefSeq names its product calmodulin like 5 (gene CALML5). Gene Ontology annotation, molecular function: enzyme regulator activity; calcium ion binding. The record is from RefSeq and is a predicted model, not a curated record. The coding region runs from base 1 to 441 and encodes 146 amino acids. Lineage: Eukaryota; Metazoa; Chordata; Mammalia; Artiodactyla; Balaenopteridae. The transcript has a single exon.
AUGGCUGAGCAGUUACCUGAAGAGCAGAUGGCCGAGGUCAAGGAGGCCUUCGACAUAUUCGACAAGGACAAAGAUGGGGCCAUCAACGUCCCGGAGCUGGGCGCCGUGAUGCAGAAGCUGGGCCUGAACCCGUCGGAGGCCGCGCUGAAGGCGCUCGUCACUAGGGUGGAUGCGGACGGGGAUGGCGUCAUCAGCUCCCAGGAGUUCCUGGCAGUGAUAGCCAAGGGGGUUCAGGCCAGAGAGGACGACCUGAGGACAGCCUUCCAAGCCUUCGACCUGGAUGGCGAUGGCCACAUCAGCGUGGAUGAGCUCAGGCAGUCCAUGGCCCAGCUGGAGGGGGUGUCCCAGGAGGAGCUGGUCGUCAUGAUCCAGGGGGCUGACGUGAACCAGGACGGGCAGGUGAACUACGAGGAGUUCGUGCGCAUCCUCACCCAGAAGUGA